AUGUCCCCAAUGGCUCCGAACCAAAGUCCUACGAGCCCUGCGCAGAGAAGCAAGACUGCCCAGACAGCAAAUGCCUUGUCCGGACAGGCUACUCCUCUGGACCGUUCCCGCUUCCAUGCCUCUUCAACCUCUGCCGCCAUCACCGCAGAACAUCAAUAUGCCGCCCACAACUACCACCCCUUGCCGAUCGUCUUUGCCCGUGCCGCUGGCACAACUGUCUGGGAUCCCGAAGGACGUUCCUACCUCGAUUUCCUCUCCGCCUAUUCCGCCGUCAACCAGGGUCACUGUCAUCCGGAGUUGGUCAAGGUCUUGGUUGACCAAGCUUCAACCCUCACCUUGAGCUCCCGAGCUUUCCACAACGAUGUUUUCCCCAAAUUUGCGGAAUUUGUCACAAAGUUUUUUGGCUUUGACAUGGUCCUCCCCAUGAACACGGGUGCAGAGGCUGUUGAAACAGGGAUCAAAAUUGCCCGGAAAUGGGGUUACAAAGUCAAGGGCAUCCCCCGAGACGAAGCUGUUGUAUUAAGCGUGGAGAACAACUUCCAUGGACGCACUUUUGCAGCGAUCUCAAUGUCCACUGACCCCGAAUCAAGGGAGAACUAUGGACCUUACUUGCCACUAAUCGGCAGCACAGUUCCAGGCACUGAUAAGCCGAUUGUAUUCAAUGACAAAGCAUCGCUUCGCGAAGCAUUCGAAAAAGCAGGGCCGUCUAUCGCAGCAUUCCUUGUUGAGCCAAUCCAGGGUGAGGCAGGCAUUGUCGUGCCGGACGAGGACUAUCUACAGGAAGCCAGAGCACUCUGCGAUAAACACAAUGCCCUCCUCAUCUGCGACGAGAUCCAGACUGGCAUCGCCCGAACGGGGAAGCUGCUUUGCCAUGAAUGGAGCGGCAUUAAACCCGACCUCGUCUUGCUGGGCAAGGCCAUAUCGGGCGGCAUGUACCCUGUCUCCUGCGUCUUGGGCAGGAGAGAAGUCAUGCUCACAAUUGAGCCGGGAACGCAUGGCUCUACCUAUGGAGGCAACCCUCUCGGCUGCGCUGUCGCUAUUCGCGCACUGGAACUUAUCCGCGACGAAAAGAUGUCGGAGCGUGCAGAAAAGCUUGGCCAGCAGUUCCGUGAGGGAUUGGCUACGAUAAAUAGUCCCAUAAUCCAGACCAUUCGUGGCAAAGGUUUGUUGAAUGCCGUUGUCAUCGACGAGUCUAAAACUGGCGGGCACUCCGCAUGGGAUCUCUGUAUGUUGAUGAAAGACAAGGGAUUAUUGGCCAAACCGACUCACCAGAAUAUCAUUCGCUUUGCGCCUCCUUUGGUGAUUACAGAAGAAGAGUUGAAAACCGCAUUGAAGAUCAUCGAGCAAUCCGUCAAGGAGCUGCCAAAAAUGAAGAGUGCAUAG
Messenger RNA from Paracoccidioides brasiliensis Pb18, 1383 nucleotides. Its product is annotated as ornithine aminotransferase. The transcript has 3 exons. Gene Ontology annotation, cellular component: cytoplasm. Bases 1 to 1383 code for a protein of 460 amino acids. The record is from RefSeq and is a predicted model, not a curated record. Gene Ontology annotation, molecular function: pyridoxal phosphate binding; L-ornithine transaminase activity; identical protein binding.